Molecule: messenger RNA, 3215 nt
Organism: Phacochoerus africanus (Common warthog)
Lineage: Eukaryota; Metazoa; Chordata; Mammalia; Artiodactyla; Suidae
Gene: PRKAR2B
Product: protein kinase cAMP-dependent type II regulatory subunit beta
Exons: 11
Coding region: 238-1488 (416 amino acids)
Biological process (GO): regulation of protein phosphorylation
Cellular component (GO): cAMP-dependent protein kinase complex
Molecular function (GO): cAMP-dependent protein kinase regulator activity
Source: RefSeq, a predicted model, not a curated record
GCCAGCCCUCCUCGGGCCGCGCUCGUUCAGCCGCCGCCGCCGCCGUCGCCGCACGGAGCAGCCGCGCGCCAGGAGCCGCGGGCCGGGCCAGCCGGGCCGCCAGGGCCCAGUGCGCCGCGCUCGGUGCCGGUAGCGCCGCCAGCGCCGUCCGCGCUCGCUCGGUGGCCGCGGGGCCCGAGGCCGGUCCCGGGAGGGGGCGAGGGCGGCGCCCGGGUGCCCGCCGGCAGGGGAGGCAGGAUGAGCAUCGAGAUCCCGGCAGGACUGACUGAGCUGCUGCAGGGCUUCACGGUGGAGGUGCUGAGGCACCAACCCGCGGACCUGCUGGAGUUCGCGCUGCAGCACUUCACGCGCCUGCAGGAGGAGAACGAGCGCAAGGGUGCAGCGCGCUUCGGCCAUGAGGGCAGGACCUGGGGGGACGCGAGCGCCGCCGGCGGGGGCGGCACCCCCAGCAAGGGGGUCAAUUUUGCCGAGGAGCCUAUGCACACCGACUCGGAGAACGGAGAGGAGGAGGAGGAGGCCGCGGACGCAGGGGCGUUCAACGCUCCAGUAAACCGAUUCACAAGGCGUGCCUCAGUGUGUGCAGAAGCUUAUAAUCCUGAUGAAGAAGAAGAUGAUGCUGAGUCCAGGAUUAUACAUCCUAAAACUGACGAUCAAAGAAAUCGAUUGCAAGAGGCCUGCAAAGACAUCUUGCUGUUUAAGAACCUGGAUCCGGAGCAGAUGUCUCAAGUAUUAGAUGCCAUGUUUGAAAAAUUGGUCAAGGAAGGGGAACAUGUAAUUGAUCAAGGCGAUGAUGGCGAUAACUUUUACGUAAUCGAUAGAGGGACAUUUGAUAUUUAUGUGAAAUGCGACGGUGUUGGGAGGUGUGUUGGGAACUACGACAAUCGUGGGAGUUUCGGCGAGCUGGCCUUAAUGUACAACACGCCCAGAGCAGCAACGAUCACCGCUACCUCUCCUGGUGCUCUGUGGGGUUUGGACAGGGUAACCUUCAGGAGAAUAAUUGUAAAAAAUAAUGCCAAAAAGAGGAAAAUGUAUGAAAGCUUUAUCGAGUCACUGCCAUUCCUUAAAUCUUUGGAAGUUUCUGAACGCCUGAAAGUGGUGGAUGUAAUAGGCACCAAAGUGUACAACGAUGGAGAACAAAUCAUUGCUCAGGGAGAUUUGGCUGAUUCUUUUUUCAUUGUAGAAUCUGGAGAAGUCAAAAUUACCAUGAAAAGGAAGGGGAAGUCAGAAGUGGAGGAGAACGGUGCCGUGGAAAUUGCUCGGUGUUCCCGGGGACAGUACUUUGGAGAACUUGCCCUGGUAACGAACAAACCCCGAGCGGCUUCCGCACACGCCAUCGGGACCGUCAAAUGUUUAGCCAUGGAUGUGCAAGCAUUUGAAAGGCUUUUGGGACCUUGCAUGGAAAUUAUGAAAAGGAACAUCGCUACCUAUGAAGAACAAUUAGUUGCCCUAUUUGGAACAAACAUGGAUAUUGUUGAACCCACUGCAUGAAGCAAAAGUAUGGAGCAAAAAGACCUAUAGUGACACAGUUACACAGUAGUGGUUAGUCCACUGAGAAUGUGUUUGUGUAGAUGCCAAGCAUUUUCUGUGAUUUCAGGUUUUUUCCUUUUUUUACAUUGACAAUGUAUCGGUAAACAGAGUAGUGAUUUAAUAGUCAGUAGACUUUAACAUCACUUUCUAAAAGAGUAGAUCAAAAAAAUAUCAACAUACUGAUAAAAUGACUUUCUACUACUCCACACAAUUAUGAUUUGACUGAAAGGUUUAUUCAAUAAUUGUAAUAUAUUGAAAGUAUCUGUGUUUAAGAAUGCAAUUAAAGGAUGUUAUCAUAGGCAAUGUGUGUUCAUUUUGACGUACUUGGAUUGAUAGGUUAUGACUACGCCCAUGUAAGAGAGAACUUGGCAGUGAACCAUGCUAUACAGCAUGGCAUUACAUUCUUUUUACAACUCACUGUAUGUAGUAAGUACAAUUUAAUCAUUUUUGUUUUAGAGUUUUCCUGGCUUGAUAAGUUAUAUCCCGGCCUUGGCCUAUUGGUGAAAUGGUAUAAAACAUCAUAUGCAAUUUUAAAACCUUUUAUAUUUUUGCAAUAAAGUACAUUUUGACUUCUUUGGCAUAACGUCGGUAAUCUACAUAUUCCAGUGGUUUUAAGGACAGGCAGUUUAGUCAUGAUAAUAGCGAAGAGUCUUUUUAGAUGAGAGGUCAUUAUUUUCCUCAUAUACCUGCUUCCUUUUUUCAUUUUGUCAUUCUCUGUAUUCGUUAUCUUUAAAAAUUUGAGUUUGCCAUUUAAUGUGACCAGUAUUUUAAAAUGCUCUUUAAAUUUACUUGUCUUCUAAAAGCCUAAGAUCUUAUUACAUAUGAUGAGAAAAAUGUCUCCUAUAGCAAAAAUAUUUGGGGUCCUUAUCAACAUGCCUACAGGAUAUUUCUGGGUUCUCCGCUAAGCGUACAUAAUACAUUCCUUUGCAGACAUCUACCCCCGCGGGCUUCCAAGGUGGGAGAAAUAAAUGUUUGUAAGCAAAACAAUGUAUAAAUAUAAAUGGAAUUUCUCCCCAUUCCAGAUACAGUAUUAGGCCUUGCCAUUUGCGCUAAUGUAGACUCUCAGAAAUGCAGAGUGAACCCAAAUGCAUAGGUUUUUGUUGACAAUUGAUAUAAUUAUUCUGCUACAUCAAAUGAAUGUAAUGACAUUCAGCCAAAUCAGUAUACUCUUAUGUGAUUUCUAGGCCUACAUGACCCCAAUGUCGAGUGAGAUUAUUUCUAAUCCGUUGUUCACUUUUAAAUGAGCAAUUUCACUUUGGGAAUCUUUUCAAAGAAAUAUCUACAUGAGUAAAAAUAUUCUGAGGCUAGUGUGAUCUUAUGAGAGAAUGUUUAUGGUCUUGCUUGUGUAAUGAAGACGUUAAAAUAUGUUAAAACGGAUAAUGUCUAUAGAAGAAGCAUAUAAAGUAUACCUUCGGGCCACAUUUUAGAACACUUCAACAGUUUUCCAGACUUUCCCAUUACCUGGAAGUAGGAAGAGAGCCUACUAGGUGAAGAGGACUUGUUUUCUAUUUCAGGUUUUAAAAGCCAUGUCUGCUAAACAAGAAAAAAACUCAAAGAACCCCAUGUUCCUGGUUCAUUAUUCUGUAUUCUUAACUUUAUUCACUUUUUCAAGUUACCUAUUUCGUUGCAUAAGCUGAUUGUUAAUUACAAAUGCCUGUUUAAUAAAGAACUCUGACCAAGACUGUAAA